Rotaria sp. Silwood2 is the source of this 1661-nucleotide messenger RNA. Lineage: Eukaryota; Metazoa; Rotifera; Eurotatoria; Philodinida; Philodinidae. The record is from the annotation of a GenBank genome assembly.
AUGACCGACAUAUGUUUAGUAAAUCUUCCUGUCGAAAUACUUUAUCGUAUUUUGGAUAAAUGUAAUACUAAAACGAUUUUACUUUCUGUUCGUCGUAUUUGCAAGAGGUUAAAUAAGAUCGUACACCAGUAUGAUCGAUUCGAAUUGAGACUUGAUGAAUAUGACGAGAAAAAUAUUAAUUUAAUCUCUAAUUUUGGUCUUGAAAGUGCUAUUGAUUCAUUAGAAAUUUCACCACCUCACAGGUUCAAGAGAGAUUGGGAACUUUCCAAUCGUUUUUAUAAGAUUUUUCAAUGUUCAAGAGUUCGACAUUUGACUAUUUACUUUUCUGAGAAUGAAAACAUUCAUAUUUUAAAUAAUUUAUGUCUCGAACGAUUGAUAUCACUUAAAAUUACUAUAUGUGGUGGUCAGACUGUUGAAAUGUUUGCUCAUAUUUCAUCAAUUCUUAAAAAAAUUAAUAUUGAAAAAAUCGAAUGGACUUAUUUACAUUAUAAAAUUAAAGAUAUGCCAUGGCCUAUUCAAUGGAAAUUGAAAUAUUUGAGAAUUUAUAGUUGUCUCUAUAAUGAAUUUAUAAUAAUUCUUAAUCAAUUACCUUAUCUAACAACAUUUCGAUUAAUAGACUACGUAAAAAAUGCCAAUUGUAUGGAUAUAUUAUCAUUUAAUUCUUUUGUUAGUUUAUCAUUGACAUCAUUAUCGAUUGGUGAUUGUUCACUUUCAAUGGAAUAUCUCAAAUCUAUUAUUUCAAAUUUGCAUAAACUUCGUCAUCUUCGAAUAAAUUUUAAAAAGAAAACUUUUCAAUCUAUUGAUGAAAUUAUUGAUUGGGAAUAUUUUAUUAGAACGGAAGAAUUUUUCUUAAUUCAAUGUCAAUUUCGUUUUUCUUUUGAAAUGCCAAAAACUGAUUGGCCUAAUCUUGAAGAAUUUAUUAUUCCAUUUCAAAAACCAUUUUGGCUCAAUGAAAAACAUUGGUUUGUUACUUGUGAAUAUAUCAUUAAAAUACCAGCUAUGAUCAUACUUUUUACAAUACCAAUUAGUUAUCAAUUUCAUGAGUAUGGAGAAACUGUAUUAGGAAUUUCGUCAAAUAUUGAUACUUAUUAUCUAACUAAACGAAGAGAUGGAAUAUCUGUUAAUACUAUUUUAGAUCAAGUAUGUAAAAUAUUCUUUUUGUUUAUAUUGAUCACUAGAAUUCUAUUUUUCCUUUCAAUACUCGUCUUCUUUCUCACUUAAUUAAUAACUAUUUCGAUAAAAAUUGUUUCAUUAACCAACUUUCUGUCAUAUGUAAUCAAACAAAAAAAAUGUCCUAAGGAUCUAUAUAUAUAUAUAUAUAUAUAUAUAUAUCAUGCUCUUUAUUCAUAUAACAUUCUAUAUGAUUGAAAAGAAUAGCUCAUAAAUAACAUACGAAAUAAUAUUAUAUAAUUAAUAAUAUAUUUCACAAAUAUUUUAUAAAUACUUUUCAUAUUUCUUCAUAGAAAAGUUCUAUCGAUAUUCAUAGAUAAAUUUUGAACAUUAGAAUAAUAUUUAUUAUUAUUAUUUAAUAUUAAAAAUCUAUUUAAAUAAAAUAAGUAUUAUCAAUGAAAUAUAUGUUAAUUUAUAAUUUUUUAGACACUCGACGAAUGGAAUUUUACUUGUAUGCUAAUUGGAUCUAAAGGGGUACAGUAUUUUGCACA